AUGCCAUCAACCAUCCCACCAUCACCCCCUGUGAUAUCAACUUCCCCUCCGUUCACCAAUCAAGAAAACAAUAACGGUGAUUCAUCAUCCACUAAUAGUCUGGCUGGUCCAGUAUCAAGUGGCGGAGGUCGUUUCAGUCCAACUUCUUCAUCAUCAAAUAAUACAAGACAUCAUAAUAAUUUCUUAUCUUCAUUACUACAAAAAUCAGUAACAAGAUCAAGAGAAAAUUCCAUAACUUCAACUUUAGAUGAUAAUACUAUCACUAAUCCAUCUUCAAGUAAUGAAGAUUCAAAUUUAACUUUAAAAUCUUUACCUUUUAAAUCUCCAUCCUCCGAUCCAUCCGUUUCUUCAACUUCAACUAUAACAAGUCUAAAUCAUCAUUAUAUUAACUCAUUAAGAUCAUCUCAUUCUGCAUCACCCGUUAAAGAAACCAAUCGAGUGUUUUUAGAAUUUGAUCCUAUAACUAAACGUAAAGUUUUAAAUACGUUUGAAAUUUUAAAAGAAAUUGGUAGAGGUGAACAUGGUAAAGUUAAAUUAGCCAAAGAUUUAAUUAAUAAUGAAUUAGUGGCUAUUAAAAUUGUAAAUAGAAAAUCAAAACGUGAUAAAGCUUCCAAUUUAAGAUCUUCAUUAAAACCUUUAAAUGAUUAUGAAUUAAAAAUUAAACGAGAAAUCGCCAUUAUGAAAAAAUGUAAUCAUAAAUAUAUCGUUAAAUUAAGAGAAGUCCUUGAUGAUUUAAAUUCUUAUAAGAUUUAUUUAGUAUUGGAAUAUUUAGAAAAAGGAGAAAUCAAAUGGAAACGAUUAAAAUCAGAUCCUCCUAUCAAUAUAACUAUACCAGAAGAUUCCACCACAAUCAUUCCUUCAUCUCAUCCAGAUGAAAUCCCAUGUUGUGGAAGUAAUCAACAACAUGUUUUAUUCCAACAUCAUCAUAAUCAUCAUCGAAGAUCAAUCAGUCAUGAAGAUGAAAAUCUUCUUUCGGAUGAAUUCUCCCCUAAUUUAACCUUCAAACAAUCAAGAAAAAUCUUUAGAAAUGUAUUAUUAGGGUUGGAAUAUUUACAUAUUCAAGGUAUAGUUCAUCGUGAUAUUAAACCGGCUAAUUUAUUAGUUAGUCUGGAUAAUAUUGUUAAAAUUAGUGAUUUUGGAGUAUCAUUUGCUUCAUCAUUAAAUGAAACUGAUGAUGGUUAUCUUGUUAAUGAAUAUGAUUUAGCUAAGACUGCUGGUACACCAGCAUUUUUUGCCCCUGAAUUAUGUCAAACUAAUUUCUCAUCAACUUCAUCUACAAGUCCUAGUUUACCUAAAAUUGAUUAUAAAAUUGAUAUUUGGGCUUUGGGAAUCACAUUAUAUUGUCUUUUAUUUGGGAAAGUUCCUUUCAACGCUGAUUCUGAAUUUGAAUUAUUUCAAGUGAUUGUAAAUGAAUCAUUAAAGUUCCCUGAUCAUAAAGAUUCAUUCAAUUCUCCUGCUCAAGUUACUGAUUUAGAAUUUGAUUAUGCUAAGGAUUUAUUAUCAAAAUUAUUAGAUAAAGAUAGUACUACCAGAAUUGAAAUUAAAGAUAUAAAAGCUCAUCCUUUCACAUUAAUGGAUUUAGAAGAUGAUAUUGAAGGAUUACAUGAAUUAUUACAUUUAAAUGCCGAUGAAGAUGAAAUAUAUGAUUUAAAUUUCGAUCUUAUAUCCCAAAACAUUACAUCUCAAGAUAUAAAUAAUGCGGUGAUUGGAAUUGGAUCAAGAAUUACCAGAAGUUUAGUUAAAGCCAUUAAAGCCGGUGGGUUAAAGGAUUCAGAAAUUAAGAAUAAAUUUGCUGCUUUACAAAUUGAACAUUCAAGAAGUACUUCAAGUGAUGAUUCAUCAGGUAGUAAUUCUCAACAUAAUUCUUCAACUAGAUUAACCAAUGGUUUAUUAAGAAAUGAUAAUAAUAAUCAUUCAUUUAUUUUAUCAGAAGGAUUUCAAAUGGGUCCAACUCUACCCCUUUCGACGGCUACUAGUGUUUUAAAACAUGAUAAUUCAAGUCAUACAUCAUCUGCUCCUCAUGUUCCAUCGACUUUAUCCCAACAAACAAGUUUACAAGCUACUCCUACUCAAUCUCAACAAUCUACAUUAUCAAGAUCUUCAUCAUUAUCUAUUGCUGGCAUUAGAGAAGGAAGAUCAAUCUUACAUGAUAUGAUUGAACUGCAUGCGGGUGGUAGUAAUCCAUCCAGUAGAAGAGGUAGUUCAGUAGGGAUCGUUGAAGCUCCUAGAAUUGAAACGAAGAGAAAUGUGGGUGGUGAUUUAUAUUUGAGAAAUCAAUCUGUAGUGGAAACAUUUAAAGAUAUUCAACAACAAGAUGAUAAAAAUAGAAGAAAAUCAUCAUUAUUAUCCAGUACUAAUUCAAAUCCUUCAACUGCUAAGAAUUCAAUUGCUUCACAAAUGGAAUCCACUAAAUUAGCAUCACGUCAAUCUUCUAAUAAUAUUCCGAAAUAUACAAGUCAAUUAAGAGUUGGACCAAUCAGUAUUUUAGAGGAUUCAGAACGAAGACCAUCAUCCGUGAUGUCAUUACCUUCUAAUGGAAGUUUUGCAUCAUUGGAUAGUAUUAAUGAUGAUUAUCUUUGUUUGAAAUAUCAAGAAUAUACCAAGAGUCGUCAAGAACUUAAGAAUAGUCGUAAUGAAGGAGUGGCACCAAAAGUAUCUCAUAAUCAUACUCAUUCUGAUACGAAGGUUUUCACUCAUCCUGAUGAUAUUGAACUUUCGGAGAAAUUUAAGAGUUUUGAUUUAGGUUCACUGAUGAAAUCUCCUGGGUUGAUUGAUGAAAAUUUAAUCGCUGGUCAUGGUCAUGAAGAUGAAGAUGAGGAUGAAAAUGAUCCAAAAUCAUCGAUACCAUUGACUAAAUUUGAAUCGAGUUCAUCUUAUUCAUCAUAUAGUUCGACAAGAUCAUCCUCUAAUGAUGAUGAUGAUGACGAUGAAGAGGAUGAUGAAGAAGAAGGUGAUUUAACGUUAGCAUUCAGUUCAAAAGUGACUCCUUUAUCAAGACCUAAAUUAUUUACUUUGGAUCAUAGAGCAAGAUCUCAUGAAUCUAAUUUACAUGGUUUAGGCCAUCAAACAAAUCAACCACCUCCAACUUAUGAAGUUCCAUUUAUAUUCCAACAUCAAGGUAAUGAACCUGAAUUUGAAGAUUUACCAGAGGAUUUAAUGACUAAUGUUCAUAGACCUAGUAUUGCUGUUGCUGCUGGAGCAAGAUUAAUGGUUCCAUCUGAUUCAUUAACUACUAGUAAUGGAUCAACUACCACUUUACAAGGAGCUGAUUAUACUAAUCUUCCUGCUCGUAUUUUAAGUCCUGAUUUACCAUCAUCACCUCUUGUUCAUUCCCAAUCAGUUGGAUCACCACAACCAAUACAAUUACCAUCGGCAAUAACGGAAAGAAUCAGCAAACAAGUUAGAGUCUCAUCACCAUUGACUACUGUGAUAGCCAAUUCUUCAUCAGUUGCAACGGGUACUACCUUUAAGAAGAAACAUAAUUUAGGAUUACGAGAAAACAUCUUUAAUAAUCAAUUCAAUAAUCAUUAUAAGAAAGAUCCGAUUUAUUCCCCAUUCCCUACUGCUAUUCAUCUUGAUAAUGAUAAAGAUGCGUUAGUGAAAGCUACCACUCAGAAACAUAAUGAACAUCGACCUAAUUAUUAUAGAUCGAAUUCUAUCACGGUAGGAUUGUUACAGCAUGAAAGAGAAGAACGUAGUCUUUAA
Molecule: messenger RNA, 3705 nt
Organism: Scheffersomyces coipomensis
Lineage: Eukaryota; Fungi; Ascomycota; Pichiomycetes; Serinales; Debaryomycetaceae
Product: serine/threonine protein kinase
Exons: 4
Coding region: 1-3705 (1234 amino acids)
Biological process (GO): signal transduction; protein phosphorylation
Molecular function (GO): protein serine/threonine kinase activity; ATP binding
Source: RefSeq, a predicted model, not a curated record